AUGUUUACACCCGAAGAAUUUAAUAAUCGUGAAACCGAUAAACUUAAUAUCCCUCAUAAUGUUAAUGUCGGAAAUCAUAACCAGCAACUUUCAAAUGAAAGUUCUAUUAUGAUUCAUCUUCCGUGCUAUUUCGGUGAUAGCACCGUUAAUCCAUUAGAGAUUUAUUCGCGUGAACAAAUCAUGCAAAAUAAUCAUCAACCUCUAUACAAUCAAUCAUCUUCUGAAUUUGGGCAAAAUAAUAGUACUAUGCAGUUAUACCAAAAUUCCGAAAAAGAUGAGUCACAUGCACAACAUGUGACUCAUGAAAAUACUAAUGAUUGGCCGCCCAGUAAUGAAUUGUAUCAACAAAAUAUAAUUUCAAAUCUAUAUAAUUCUGUUCUGGAAAGCCCAUAUCCUACGCCCCAAAACUUGGUAUCGAUGGAACCCUUGCCAACACCUACAUACAGUCCUUUAAUUUCUUUUGGUGACCCAGUACAAAAUUUUAAUUAUUUUAAUCAACAACAACGUCGCCAAAAUUAUAUUGAUCCAAUUUACGAUGCUGACUAUCAGCGUGCGAAUUUGUCUCAUCCCGGGCGCAUACCUUCUAGCCCACAAAAACCUCCUGUAUAUACUAAAUGGACCGAAGAAGAGGAUGAGCUGUUACGUGCAGCUAUAAGCAUUUAUGGUCCGCAUAAAUGGUCUCUCAUCGCAGCGCACGUCCCCAACCGGACACCCAUGCAAUGUUCUACAAGAUGGUUAGGAGCUCUGAAUCCUACUAUUCAUAAAGGACGUUGGACUCCGGAAGAAGAUGCUGCAUUAAAAGAUGCUGUUGGGGAAUUUGUGGACCUUAUUGAUUCGGAUGGGCAUCCUCAACCUAUUCCUUGUAAUAAAAUUGCAUCUAGGAUUCCACAUCGAACUGGUAUUCAAUGUCAGGCACGAUGGUCUGAAGCACUCGAUCCAAGUGUUAGGAAAGGAAAAUGGUCGCCCGAUGAAGAUGAAAUCUUGAAAGAAGGUGUUAGACGUUACGGAAGGUGUUGGAUUCGUAUCGCCGAAUUAAUUGAGGGCAGAACCCAGCGUCAAUGUAGAACACGCUGGGUUCAAAUUAAAAACAAACAGGCCAAACUGGAAAAGGACGCAAUGAUGGCCAAAUCAAAUAGCUCUUCAACGGACGAUGACAACGAUGAGGGUUUGUCAAUAUUAACCCCCCCAAACACAACUCCGUCUACUCCUGCCCAGACGGUAAUGCGUCCGUCACCUAAUAUAUUAAAUCAUAUGCCUCCUCGAAGGCAAUUAUCUGGAAUUCCUUCGAUAAUGAGUCAUAGCCCGAUAUUAUCACCGUCACCGACAGAUACAUUGACGAGUCCCGAAUCUUGUGGAGUGACGACUCCCGAGCAUACUUCGCCAAUGUUCGAUACUACUA
Cetraspora pellucida is the source of this 1399-nucleotide messenger RNA. The record is from the annotation of a GenBank genome assembly. NCBI's taxonomy places the organism in Eukaryota, Fungi, Glomeromycota, Glomeromycetes, Diversisporales, Gigasporaceae.